CCGGCGCAUAAAGAUUUAAUUUAAGUUUUCUAGUGAUUUACGUGUUGUUUCACAAUGAUUUAUUUACAAAAACAGUUAAUUACAUUCAGUUUUACACAAUAAUUGCAAAAUAUUAACUGAGACUCUUCAUUUAUACUUUAAUUUCACAAUAAUUCUUAAUUAAACAUUUUCGGAUCAUGAGUGAACAAGAUUUCUUCAAAAAGCAAUUGGAAGCUCUCAGAGACACAAAAAAGACUAAAAAUUCAGUUCUAGUCCUUCAAAUUAUCUCUGUAAUAAGUGAAUAUUUUGAUGUCCCGAGAUCAAUCAAUGAAACAAAAUAUGCCGUCGAAUUGCUGUUUAAAGAAAGCGAUAAGAAAAUUGACUUGAUUAAGUUUAUCAUUACUGCUUCUCUUGUAAAAGACCUUAACGAAAGUGCCAUUAAAGUUUUCGAGCUGAUUCACAAGAUUACAUCACUUUACGGUGAAUAUGUCAAGCCUUUUUCAAAGUAUUUAGCAAAAGUCAGUGUACAAUGCUUGAAAGAUCUUGAACCAAGUUCUAGAUUUAAAGAAAUGGCUGUAAAAACUGUGUCUGAAUUGAUGGAAAAAGAAGUUCUGGAAGAUGAUGUGGAUAUGGAAGCUAUAAUCUCCAACUUAAUGGCUGUUUUCAAUCAGGAUGUGAAAAGUCGAUUAUUCAGCAGCGUCUUUGAUCUGUUGGGAAGAAUUUCGAAGAAAUAUCCAGAAAAAUUCACCCAAAAAGCAGCAGUGGAACUACGAAAUCGCAUGAUGUCGACAAUACAAAAUCUAUUUAAGGAUGAUAAAGCAACGUCAUCUUUAAUGCUUAUUGGUGGUGCUGUGGAAGGACUUAAAAAUCAUCUCAUUAAUUUCUCACCAAAAGAAAAUGAAGAUGACGAAGAAUUUAAAGCUAAACUUUAUGAAUGCAUGAUCCAGUUGUCAGAUCCAAAUGAACAUCCAAGCAUUAAUACAAAUUCAAAUCGAGUCGCGUUUCGCAAUAUGCUAGAAAUUGUUCAUUCAUAUGGACAUUUAGUGAGCUAUAAUUUGUUUAAGGAUUACUUGAGAUGGCACAAAGUGCUUUCAUUAUGGCUGAGCUCAAAAACAUACGAGGAUAAGAAUGCAGGAGUUUAUGCCGUUUAUACAUUCCACGUUGAAGUUGCCGCAAAUUUAGAAAAGAGAAAAAAUGAAGCUGACAAGUCGAUUUUAUUAUUUUUCAUGAAUUUUUUUCAAAAAACAUUAGAAUCGCCACAAUCUGAGCCACAUGAAAUUCGUAUUGCUAUUCGUGGAUUUGGUUCCAUGGCUGUUGCAUGUAAAAUUCUACUGGAACCAAAAUAUCUAAGUGAACGAUUUGAUUUAGUCAUGCAAAGAACUGAAUAUUCAUAUUAUGUUGGAGAUAAGAUGAAGAGACGAGAAGUUUUAGAGCACUUGCCUAGUUAUGUUGAAGCUCUAUCCAAAAUUAUGAAUCAACUUGAUGAAAUUUCUGGCAUUCAGUUGAAUUCUCUUCAGACAGUUCUUGUUGUGCUGAUUAAAGAUUUUCACUUUUUAUCCAAUUCUCAUCAUGGCUUAGUUGCUAACGGAUUGCUUGAAACGUUCAUGAAUCUCCAAAAAUCGGGUGGAAAAAUCCUCGAUGAUAUCCUUGAAGCUGUAGUUUGGCAAGGAAUUCUAUGGACGUGCAGUCAUGAAUUAACUUACGAUGUUCAUGAACAAAUCGACAAUAUUAAAGAUUUGAAGGAAACAAUUACGUAUCAACGAUACCUUCCUUUAUGGACACGAAUAUUGACACCACAAGAUGAAAAGCAUCAACUGAUUGGUUCCAAAAUUUAUGAGCAUUUUAUUAAGAAUUUAUUCUUAAUCAUCGAUAAAUUGGAUUUGAGUACGAAGAAGCGGAAAUAUCAAGAUGAGUCGACAAAUACGGAAGUAGAAUUUUAUUUCACUGAUCCGUCGUUAGAUCUGGAGCCUGUUCGAGCUGAAAACUUCCAGAUUCUGUACAACUUAGUCCAAUUUUAUCAAGACAUAUUGAUUAAACAAACAAAUGAGCAGCUUGAGAAGUAUUUCUUGGAAUGGAUGCAAUUGUGGCUUGAAAAAUCAAUUCAGUUGUCAUACAAGCAUUCCAUUAUAUCUGCCUUUAUGUAUUUCGUGGAAAUUGGAUUGAACAUUAUAGAACGAGUAAAGUACACACACGAUUCAAGUGAUAUUGAGACAUUAAAAUCUUACAUAAGAACAUUAUUUCCUCGAUGUCAACAAGUAUCUGGAGAACUUCAAGUCGCGUGCCUUCAGCUGAUUUUUAAGACACCAACAUUUAUUUUAAUCGAUCAUAUAAAUGAGAUGAAAAAUAUUCUCAUUAUUGGAUUUACAGUUGGCAAAAGUGUCUUAAGCUUAGCACAUUAUGCAUUGACAUGCUUUGAAUCUUUAGUACAAACACUUUUUGAAGAUUCUAAGAUUAGAAGGAAUUUAUUGGAACAAGUUUUGCCAUGUUUAGAGACAUUCUUAUCAACCAGCAAGGAAUCGACAGUUGAAAGUGAAUUAAGAGUGCUCAAAUAUCGAAAGCGAAAGAACAAAGCAAUUAUUCAAAAUGUUGAGACUGACUUGAUGAAGAUUAAGAAGAGAAUUAUGUUGUUUUUGGGAAAUUGUUCGCCUGACGAAGCUCAAUUGAUAUUAAGUAACUUCCAGCAAAAAUUAAUUAAAGAUUACAUCACAGACAUCUUUCAAGUCAAGCUGGAAUGUGAUGAUCCAUCGACACCACUAAUUUAUUUAGAUCAAAUCAUCGAAAGAGUAUGUCAUCUUUCAUUAUACUCAAGUGAUCGAUCAACAAAAGUGUCAGCAUGUGAAUUGUUGCAUGGACUAGUGCUGUAUAUGAUGGGAAAGAAUUUAGAACGACCAGAAUCAUUACCAAUGUGGCGAAGUUUAUGUAAAAAUAUUAUAAUUCUUGGUGCUGAUAAGGAUCAAACUGUUCGACAGCUUUUUGAGCCACUUUUAAUGCAAAUGAUGCAUUACUAUUCGCAGCCUAAUAAAAUCUUAUCUCCAUUGUCGACUGUUUUAAUGGAAAGUGUUAUGGAAAUGAUGUCAUACAAAGAAAAUGGAAUACAAGACUUGUCUGCAAGAUUAUUGAGAGAAUAUAUAUUAUGGCUUAUGCGUCAAACUGAUCGUGAACAGAGGAAAAUAUCCCCUGUUAGGCUUGUUGACUUCUUUUAUGAGCUGAGAAAAAUGUCGAUGGAUGCAGAUCAAUCUCGACGUCUAGCAGCAACUUUAGGCUUCAAUAACAUCUAUAGAAUUGUACGAGAAGAAGAAUCCUUAAUUGAUGUCUAUUGGUUGCAUUUAUUGGACAUAUUUUGCAUGAAUUUCAAGAGUACAGAAGACUUCUCCGAGAACCUUGAUGUCUAUUUUGUGGACAGCCGUCGAUUUGAACAAAUAUCAGCAAGUUUGGAUCAUUUGACAAGAGUUUUUGUAGAACGGAAUGAAAUCUUUAAUCAAGUCAAUAGCGAUCGAAUUGUCCCAAAAGGUUUUCGUGGUAUGACAUUAAAAGAUGUCUUAAAUUGGCUGUUUGUACAAUGUGCAGCGCCUCAAUAUUUCUAUAGACAUAAAUGCAUGGAAAUAUUUAAUAAAAUUCUAACAGUUUAUAACACUAAGGAAUUUUACUACAAUGAGAAUUGGACAGUUGAUAAAAUUAUUAAAAUUGGUGACAACUCGACUGGAAUCGCUAAACAUCGAGAUUUAAUGUAUUUAAAAGAUACACAAGAACCAGUUUAUAAGGAAACAUUUUUAUGGCUGAGAAAAUUGCUUAGUGCUGUUGAAUUCUAUCACUGGAUUCUUAAGAAUGAAUUUAUUCCUGCUAAUGAAAUUUCUAACUUGCUGUCCAAAACUGUUAUUAUUGAUUCUAUUGAAUUCUUCAUCAAUAACAUCGCGCUUAAUGACAUGGUUAAUAUUUUGAGAUCAAUUGAUGUGAAUUUGUUAAACAGCACACAAAUAAGCAUGGAAAUUAAGAUGAAGCAACAAAAUCUAGAUAAAAUGGAUGUAAUGAGAAGCUUAAUCAUUGUUAAUAUUCUUGAUUUUCUUACUGUCAUGAUGCGACAGCAUCAAAUGGACAAUGUGCUGCUUAAAAACAAAGAUGACUUAUUUAAAUUAAUCAAAAGAUUAAUUUUCAAGCCACAAAGACUUAAUUUCGAUUUCAAGUCACUUAAUAUCGUACAUAACUAUCAAGGACGUCUAGUAAAGUUCAUCAAAACUUCUACGCAAUAUUCAGCAUCUUUUGGACCAGCACUAGCUGCUGCAUUACAGAAAAAGGUAAUGAAAUAUUUCAAUAAUCUAUGUCAAAAAAGUGAGAAAAUUUUAGCAUCAAGGAAUGCACAGGAAAUCGAUGAAAGUAAAUUAAAAGGAUUGAUGCUGAUGCUGACUGAAUUAAUUGAUCAAAUUGACACUAAUGAGUUGUCACAUAAUUUGAUAUUAAAGAGUGCAGAACUGCUAUUGAGUAAAAUAUUUAAUGGAAUGGUCGAGGAAGUCAAUCAUCAGAAGAGACCACGACACUUACCGCCUUCUAUAAAGAAAUUUGCUACAAAUAUGAUCCGAAUGUGUUUAAAGAUUAAUCCAUUUUUGUUAAAAAUUGCGACUUUUUCAUUCGAUAAUCAGGAACUUAAAGUAUCUGAGUCAUGCAAGAUCCAUAGAGGAGAAUACUUCCUGCAGACAUUCAAGAAUCCGAUUUUUGAGAUUUUCACAACAAUGAUUCAAGAUACAGUUGAGCUAUUCGUUGCACAAUUAAGCACCACAACAGAUGAGAAUCGUUUAAGAAUCUUUAACAUUCUCGCAGAAAUGAAUGAAUUCAUUUACACUCACCACAAUCAAAAUGUCAAGCUCCUCGAAAGCAAUUUUGAUGUCAUAACUCGAUCAUGGACAAUAAUCAGUGAAACUUUUAUGAAAAUGAACAAUAAUUUGAAUUGUGUAGACUUAACAAUUAUUAAUUUAGUGACUCAUGUAGCCAUGACAUGUCCACAUGAUUUAAUUAUACUUGGACAGAGGUUACAAAACUUUAAGAAAUGGUUGUUGGAACUGUUCCUUAAUAAAUCAUAUUCACUGGAAGUUAAAUCAAAAGGAAUUUUCUUGUUGCCGUGCAUAACGAAUAAUGAAGAUAGAAGCAAUGAGGAACUUAUGAGAAGCCUUAAUGCUAUUCAGCAAAAACACAUUCCAUUAAGAAGCACAGAAUUUGCUGAAGGAAGUUUACAACGAUCAAGUCUCUUGUCAUUUUCUAAUGCAAUUUAUCAAGCUUUAUUGACAAGUAAGUCGCCAGUCAUUUACAGAUUCCUACUUAACAUUACAGUUAUUGAUGAAAAAUACAUUUUGGAAGAAAAGCUACAAAAUAUUCAAAUUCAAUUAAUGAGCAGCAUGACUGAAAAAGAACAAGAAAUUUUUUUGACUCAAACUUUUGAAACUUUUAUGAAUGAAAGUUUUGAUGCUGAAAUCAGAUUGAGCAUUAUGAAGCGCUACAUGCUGACUUUAUUAAAGAACUCGAAUGUCGACACAAUUUUGUCGUUUAUUAAGCAGAAAAUUUCACAAAUCUUUAAUUUAAUUGACUCAAAAUUGGACAUAGAUCCUGAAAAUGCAUUUGUAAAUCGUUCAGCAGGCUAUAUCAUCAUUGAAGCAUUCUCAGCAGCAGUUCCACGUGAUAAAAUUGAAGCUGCAACUUAUUCUUAUAAUGGAAAUCUCAAUAAUGGACUGGCAUUAAUUAAGGAACUGAUUAUGAAGGCUAAGGAUGUCAGACGUGAUGUCGUUUUUAUGGUUGAAGAUCCACAGCUUCAAGAAUUAUUCAGAAAGUUCCAAUGUUAUUGUUAUCGAGCACUUGCUUCUUUAGUAGCUAAUACAAAGGAUCUGCCAGAAGUUUUUAAUUUGUGCUUGUUUGUAGAAAAUCAACGGAAUGGAUCAUUCAUUUGGAGAAAGUUGAUUAACAUUAGAGAUGAAAAUAUUUACUCAAAUUGGUCGCAGGACUUUGAUGAGUUUCCAAAAGUUAAGCAGUACAUUGUCAAUAUUAAGGAUUUGGAAGUUAAUGCUGCUGAGAUUCCAGAUAAGAAAUAUAUUAACACAAUUUCAAUUUUUGACAAGUCAUUAAGUCAAACAUUAACUAAAACUGACCUAUCUUAUGCAGUCAUUCUGUCAAACCGUGAAGUUCUUGAAAAGGCUGAAAAAGAGCACCAAAAAACAAUGCAAAUUGGUUUAGAAUCAAUUCCAAUUAAUGAGCAUGAAAUUAUGGGAACUUUAGUUGGUGUUAUUAAUCUCAUGUACAGCAGGAAGUUGACAGUAUUUGCGGAUUUCGAUAAAGCAGACAGAAAGAAGUACGAAUGGGUCUUGUCUAUCGCUAAUUCACUUAAAAAUCCCGAUCAACAUAAAAAUGUCAAAAUCUUUUUAUGUAAAUUAAUUGAAAAUUGUCGUAAUGUCUUUUGUCAUUAUGCUCAGUUCAUGUUGGGUCCAAUUUUGAGUGUCUUAACAGACGGAACUUUUGGAGAUUCGAUGAAUUUCAUUAUAACUGAUUUGGUGACUAUGCUGUUGUCUUGGAGUAAUGUUUAUAAACCAAUUGAUACUAUGGAAAAGGAGGAAGCAGCUAUGUUACUUAAAUUCUUAAUGAAAAAUGCUUAUCAUGAACGAAAUGAAAUCUUUAAGCUGAAUUUGGAAUUGAUUAAGAAGUUAAUUGAAACUUGGAAUGAGAUUUUUACUGGGAAAAUUCCAACACAAAUACUUUUGGACAUGCUUAAAAAGCCAAUUCAAGAGAAUCAAAGUUCUAAGUUAAUUUGUGGCAUUCAACUUAAUGCUGUUGUGCUUGCUAAUAAUUUAACACCAUGGAAUGACAAUGAGCAGUGUGGAUUGUUUGUUAGGGAAAUUUUAUCGGCAUUUAAUAACACAAAUCCCAAGAUUUAUCAAGCUGCGUCACAAUUGAUGGGUUUAUGUCUGCACAUGAUUGCUAAAAAUGAUCAAAAUGAUAUGCAGUUCUUGGAUUUAGUGAAAGAGAAAUUGGAAAAGCUGCAAAAAAAUCGUGCAAAUUCAGAAAUUUUCCUUCAACUUCUUUAUGGAAUUCAGAAGGAAUAUCCAGCAAUUUUGGACUCUUUUAUGGCUCGUGUAGCAUCGUCCAUUCCAUCAGCCAUUCGAAAGACUAAAUGUGUUUAUAUGGAAAUGUUUUUGGCAAGACUGGAAGUAUUUAAGGAUUCAAUCUAUAAAGAAAUUGCUGCAAUUAACAUUCGGUAUCUUUUGAAGCAGAAUGAAUAUCAACUGCUUGCCUUACAUAUUAUUAAUAAAGGAAUUGAGUUUCUUAGUGCUGAAGAAUUUAUGAAAUUUUUCGAUGACCUUAAUUACCUUACAUCGUCUCCGAAUGAUGAUGUUAAGAAUCUUCUCUAUGAAAUUAUGAUUUAUUCUGUCGAAAAAUAUGGAAGUAACGUGAAUUUUGACAAGCACAAACCCAUGAAAAUCAUUCUUAAAGGAUUUUAUGAUUCUGAUGAGCAGAUUCAGAGACGUGUGAUGAAAUUCUUCAAUGAGAAUAGUGGAUUAUCGAAGUCGUUUAAGGAUCGAUUCCAGGAACUCUUGUCAAUCUACUAUGACCCUCACUUAGAAAAGAAUUUCUUACAUUACGCGACAAUAAUGCUGUUGGAAAUUCCAAUCCACCAUCCCCGAUCAAAUCGUGCCUUACUUGAUUAUGAUCCUAGAAACAAUGUAAAUUUCUUUGAAUAUCCAAUCUCAACAAGAACAAGCACACAACGAUCACUUCCUCCAAUGUUCAUUCAGUCACAACAGAAGCAACUUUUGGCAGGCGAUGGAUCACAAUACAAUCAAUGGGUUCGUGCCACACAACUGAACAGCAAUGAGCAUCAAAUAUUUGCACCAACACAAGAUCCAAACAUAAUGACCCAAGUCUCUCAGAGCUUUAAUUUCAAGCAGACACAAAAUUCAUUUUUUGUAAGUUUAAAGCCACAAUUUUUGAGUCGACGAUCACAAAUAUCGAGCAGCAUGAAUGAGGCUGAUGACUUACAGACAAAAAUACAAAGGAACAAAGACAAAAAGUCCGAUUCACUUGAUUAUUUACGACAAAGAAUUGUCAAGAAAACAAGCUCAGAAGUAUCAAAGCAGUACGCAAUGAGGGCAAUCGAUAGACGUGAUUUUAGUGAAAUGAGCAGGAACCAAAGAUUAAACAGAUUGAAGCAAGGCAAGGAAGUCACACUAUAUCGCAGAUAUCGACUUGGAGACUUUCCAGACUUCUUUUUUAAUUCACUAGCUGUGCUGAUGCCAUUACAGGCUCUCGUUAAAAAAGAUGACCUUAUUGCUCGACAUGUCUUUAUAUCCAUUUUUGAGUCAAUUGUGAAUACAUUCGAUGAAACGCACGACGAGGAAACAAAGAAUGAAUUUUAUGCAUCAAUUAAUAAGUCUAUUGUUUUUGCCUUUGAGAAUACAACAGAAUCAAAUCCAUUGUUCCUUGGUACCUUAAUAGAACUGGCUAACAUGAGCGAAAAGUAUUUAGAAAUAUCACCAAAAAUUAUUGGAAAUUCAUUGUCCAUAACUGGAAUUUUGUUUCUUGAAUCACAACUUAUGAGAAUGAAUGAAGAUAAAAAGAAUGUUGUUGCUGAUAUCCAACAGCUGCCAGUCAAACGUAUGAAAAUGGACGAAGAUGAGAUCCAGGUGAUGCAUUGGAUGAAAUUAAUCGAUUUGUACUACAAAAUUAAUGAAUAUGAAGUCGUGAAUGGAAUUUUUAUAGAAAAAUUGAAACUUACAUCUGCUGUAAAGAUUGAUGUCCUUAAAGCUAUUGAUUGUGAGCUCAACAGUCAGUAUAAAGAAGCUUCUGAUCUUUAUCGAAAUUUAAUUAAGCAAUUUGCGCAUCGAAAUCAAAGCGAAAAGGAUUUCUACUAUAAUUCAUAUUUUAAUUGCCUGGCGCAUCUUAGUGACUGGGAUUUAAUAACAGACAGCGUCCAAGGACAGUUUGAUAGCUAUGAAGAGAUUUGGAAUGGAACUGAAUUUAAUAAGGAAAUUUUAUUGCCAAUGUUAUUAAAAGGAGAGCUUUGUAAGAUCCUUAAUGGUGAUAUAAAUGAUGGAUUCCUUGGCGUACUCGAGGAAUGGCUGGAUAAAGACAACAGAAGUGAUUAUUUGCAUAAAAAGUUCCCAGAAGAAAUUGGAAUGUUAAAUGUUGCUAGUCAGAAUUUUACAGCAUGCUGUGUAGACAUGGAUACAGUCUUACAAGCAUUUAGUGAUAAAUGGAGCACAUUGGAGAUUUACGAGGAUAAAUCGAAGCUACUUAAGUCAUGCAGAAAUAUUGCAGAAAUCACAAAUUUUGUGUCAAUCAUGACUUUAACAAAUAAUUCAUAUUUUGAGCAUCGUGCUGACAUUCUGUUUAAGUCAUGGCGUACAUCUAGUCCAAAAUCAACAGAUUCAUUAAUUUUAUGGAAUGACUUGAUUUCGUACCGAAAAAUGUUUCUCGCAUUUUUAACAUCGAAAUAUGAAAUUGAUCAAGAAACACUUAGAAUGUCGGAAGCAUCGAUUAUUGAUGCUAAAAGAAAUGUCCUAAAUGUUGCAUUUGAACAAAAGAACCUUGAUACUGCAAAAUAUCUUGUUUAUAGUCUAAAAAAUGAUUUGAAGAACUCCACAAAUGUGAAUAUUUUAAAGUUUAAUUUGGAAAUUGGAAAGUAUUCAAAAAUGAAUGCAGAGCAAAAAUUUGCAAUGGACAACAUCCAGUUAAUGACGAAGCUCGGAAGUGCCUGGUCAAAAAUAAAAAUAGGAGUUUUAAGUGAAGAAUGUGUUAAAGAAUGUCCGGAACUAGAAAUUGAAGCUUUAAUCUGUACCAGUGACAUUUCUUGGAAAGUCUUUAAAUUGUAUGAAAAAGUCGAUGAAGAUUCGUUGACUGAAAACAUGAAUAGCGAUUUUAUGAAAAUCUUAGAUCAUAUUGAUGAUGAAACUAAAAUUAUGUCUAAAUUGGUAGAGUAUGGAGAAUUUGCAUUGAAACAUGCUAGAACUUUAGCUCAAAAAUGUGUCGAUGCUGAUUAUAGUCCUGAAAAGGAACUGAUGGUUGGACAUACAUAUUUCAAACUUGCUCAAUUCUAUCGAAAUGUCUUUGUUGGGGAUAUUAAUACGUCUAAAGAACUUCAAAUACAAAUGAUCAAGUCUAUAUUUCGAGCAAUUUCUUACGGUGCUGAGGAUGCUAGUGUCUAUAUUCCAUACAUCCUUCAACUACCAGCUUUAAAGAAAAACAAAAUAACAAAAGAUUUCAACGAACAGCUGAAAAUGGUGCCUGAAUGGAUGUUCCUUGCUUAUAUCUCACAAAUUUUAUCCAAUUUUGAUUUCGAGAAUGAUUGUUAUUUGGAUAAUUUGAUGAUGAAGCUUGCCAAAAAAUAUCCAAAUGCUCUUUAUUUCCCAUUUAACUUGUCAAGAGAUAAUUUUAAUUAUAUUAAUGAUAAUCAAGUCAUGGAAAAGGCAUUGGUUAAAGAUAUUAGUCAAAUAGUAUCAAAUCCAACAAUUGAUAAGUUCACAUCAGCUUUGCAGUGUCUUGUUGUGCCUGAGAAGUUUAUGGAAAUUCACUUUAAUAAUUUCUAUCAUGAAUUGAGCGCGGCUGAUAGUAAUGAGAAGUUCCAGGAAGCUGUACAGAAAUUAUAUGAUAAUGUCUACGUCCAUAACAAGAAUCUAAAAGGACAAGAAUUUUCUAAAAUAUCAGAUUAUAAGGAACGAAUUUUGGCAUUAAAGAAGUUCAAUUAUGAACAAGAUCAUGAAAAGGUCACUGCUAGUAUCAACAGCAUGUAUAAGAACAUUUUAAAGGACACAAAAAAAGAAUUCAAGUCCAUAGAACUAAGAAAACUCUGCAAUUGGCUAGCUGAAUAUAAAUGGAGUGGCGAUGCUGACUUUUUAGAAAUUCCAGGACAAUAUUCAGGAAAUGUUAAGCCAUUCAUUGAAAGUCACGUGAAAAUUGUACGAUUUGAGCAGCAAAUUAAAAUUUUCCAUUCCAAGCAACUUCCAAUUGAGAUGAAAAUUUAUGGAAGUGAUGGAAAGUCUUACAACUUUAUUAUCAAGUAUGGCGAAGAUCUGCGACAAGAUCAAAGAAUUCAACAGGCACUAAAACUUAUGUCUGCAAAAUUAUUGAAUGACAAGAAUUGCAAGCAGAAUCAGUUAAAGAUUGACACUUAUGAAGUCAUUCCUAUAAAUUCAAUGUGUGGAAUUCUUCAAAUUGUUAAUGAUGCCACGACUAUUUCUGACUUUAUGCUGCAAAUUAGUAAGCAAUUUAUGGUACAAGACUUUAGUGAUAUUAUUGCUGCAAUUAGAUUGGAAUUUAAAGACUUUUUGAGAGGCGAUCAAAUGUUUCAAGGAUGGACGAAACUCUACGAAAAUGCUGUGCUUAAUAUCGAUCGAGAGGAACUAGUCAACAAGUUUGCAGCAUGUGAAAAAAAGAUUCCAAAUGAGAUACUUCAGCGAUCUUUACAAAACAUCUCAGUUACUCUCGAAGCUUAUUAUAUCCUUCGUAAGAACUUUAUAACAAGCUUGGCAGCAAUGAGCAUUGGACAUUGGCUUCUGGGAAUCGGUGAUCGUCAUUUAAGUAACAUUUUAAUUGACAUGAAAAGUGGACGAUUAAUUGGUAUUGAUUUUGGUGUUGCAUUUGGAACUGCUGCUGCAUUGGACGUUCCUGAACUCGUCCCGUUCCGUCUCACAUCUCAUUUUGUAAAAGUCUUAGAGCCAAUGAGCAUUAAUGGAUUAAUUAAAAAGAACAUGAUGCAUGCCUUGAACUGCUUCCGUAAUGCUAAAGAUGCUAUCCUAAUUUUCCUUGAAGUAUUUGUAAAGGAACCAACUUUAGAUUGGCUUCUAAGCUCAAAAUUGAAAAGUGUUGGUAAUGCUGAAGGAAAUACAACAUCAAACUGGAAUCCUGAAAAGCGAAUCGAUAUAGUCAAGAGAAAAUUAGAUGGAGCGAAUCCAACAAAGAUUUUAAUUGAGGAAUUAAGUGCUGGAAAUAUAAAAUCAAAAGAAGCACUUUUUGAAGCUUAUAAAGCAAUGAUUAAUGGAAAUGAUGAAUCGUUGAGAAAGAAAUUUGAAAAUGGUCCGAGUGGAGAAAUGUUUACUGUCGAGGAUCAAAUUACGUGCUUGACAGAAUUGGCAACAGAUAAAGCUAUACUUGGAACAACUUAUAUUGGAUGGGAUCCGUGGUUUUAAGUUUAAUUGUUUUUUAUGAAUAAAAAUUGAUGAUAUUUAAGUGUCAAUAUUUAUUUGAAGCAACAUCAGACAUUUACAAACAUUUAAGGUUCAGGCAUUUACGUUCAGUUUUCUUCGUAAUAAUCAAUAUCCAUGGUUGAUGAAUAAUUAGGUUCCCAGUUCUCAUUAGCCAUUUCACCGAAUCGACUAUAAACCUUUACUAUAAGUCUCCGAUUUUUCAUUUGUGACAGAAGCUCUUCAUAUUUUAAAUCAUGAUUCUUCAAAAUCCUUUCUAAGAUUCCAAAAACUUUUAAUUGUGGUGCUUUAGAAACGACUUGAUUAAUAAUUUUUGCUGGAUUUACAGUUUCAACAUUAAAGAAGCUUCCAACAUUUAAGUGCUGUAAUUUUGUGCAUUUCAUAGUAAUCGCAAGUCUCUGAUCCAUACCAAGUUCUUUCAAGCUUAACUUUUCAAUGUUUUCUAAAUUUUGAUAUGGAAUCAUGGAAAAGUCAAUUGUAUUGCUAGCUCUAGCACAAGAAAUUUCUAAAUUCUUUAAGUUUGGCAUCUUUGCGGACAUUAAGAAGUUACAAAUCAAUCCAUCCAAACUUAGAUGUGUGAGAUUCUCAAAAUAGAUAUUAGUGAAAGGUUUAAGCUCAAAAUCUGAAUCAUUAUCAAGUCUGAGAUACUUAAUGAAUCUGUAAUGCCUUAACAGAUGUUCCAGCCAUCGAUUGUUUGCUUCGCUGUUAUAUAAUUUUAAGCUUUUCAAGUUUCCAUUUGGAUCUAAAUGAUCAACAUCUUCAACACCACAAUAAAGUGAAAGAUUCUCAAUAGCAGGAUGAUUAGUCAUGACAUAGUUACAAAUUGACUCAGAGAACAGUUCAAUCAUCUUAAGGCUCGGCUUUUGAGAUUCUAAAAUUCGUUGACAUUCAAUUUCAUUGUCUUGGAAAUAAUUAAAUUGCAAUUUCUCAAGAUUCCAAGCAACUUGACCAGGAAAUCGUAAUGGCGGUGUGUGGUUGCAUAUUUCUAGAAUCUUGAUGGUCGGGAUGUCUGAGAACAUGUUCAUAAUCUGGAAUUGGAAAGAAAUUGAGAUUUAUUAAAUGAUCUGAAUCUAUUGAUGGACCAAAUAAUUAGUUUAAGGGCUUUGCCAAGUCGUAGGAUCAAACCUGCUCUGGCCAGACCAAUGCACAAUCGAAUAAUAAACCAAACUCACAUCAUUAAUUGAAUGCAUGCCACAAAGAGUAAUUGACUUCAAUUUUGAUGAUUCCACGGGAUAAAGCUUCUUGCAGGGCUUCUUGUAAGGACU
Messenger RNA from Chironomus riparius, 13414 nucleotides. The record is from the annotation of a GenBank genome assembly. Lineage: Eukaryota; Metazoa; Arthropoda; Insecta; Diptera; Chironomidae.